This is a messenger RNA of Plasmopara halstedii, 591 nucleotides long. Its product is annotated as mitochondrial inner membrane protease atp23. Gene Ontology annotation, cellular component: extrinsic component of mitochondrial inner membrane. The coding region runs from base 1 to 591 and encodes 196 amino acids. Gene Ontology annotation, biological process: mitochondrial proton-transporting ATP synthase complex assembly; mitochondrial protein processing. Gene Ontology annotation, molecular function: metalloendopeptidase activity. NCBI's taxonomy places the organism in Eukaryota, Oomycota, Peronosporomycetes, Peronosporales, Peronosporaceae. The transcript is spliced from 6 exons. The record is from RefSeq and is a predicted model, not a curated record.
AUGGAGUCACUCAGGAAUACUUUACAGGGCAAAAGUCAGCUCAUCAGCGAGGAGGAGACACAACAUCAAAAAUGCGAGAUGAUGCGGGAGAGCUCUCAGAAAAACUGCUCGCGAGUGAUGUUUUUGAUGGACACCAUGGAGAAGAUGGGAUGUACCAUUAGAAAAGGCUUUUUUUCCAGUAUUAGCUGCGAUAAAAAUAUAAAUGGAGGGUUCCACGUGGAUGACGAGGGCAAACCAGGCGUUGUGCUCUGCCAAAAUCAUAUACCUGACCAAGAGUGGAUGGAUCGCACUAUGGCACACGAGCUCAUUCAUGCUUUCGACCAUUGUCGCAACAAAAUUGACUGGAAUAAAUGUGAGCAUCACGCAUGCAGUGAGAUUCGCGCAGCAGCGCUUAGUGGCGACUGCAAUUGGAAAUAUGAGUUCUUCCGCAAAAACUUUAACGUCAGCAAACAGCAUCAGCUAUGUGUUCGGCGAAGGGCUGCACUUUCGAUCGAGCAAAAUGAGGCGUGCACAGGCACGGCAAACGAAUGCAUCGACAAAGUGUUUGACUCAUGCUACCGUGAUUGGUCACCAUUUCGCGAAAUCCCCUAG